Molecule: messenger RNA, 3757 nt
Organism: Pieris rapae (cabbage white)
Lineage: Eukaryota; Metazoa; Arthropoda; Insecta; Lepidoptera; Pieridae
Exons: 20
Coding region: 95-2692 (865 amino acids)
Biological process (GO): positive regulation of centriole elongation; interkinetic nuclear migration; centrosome cycle
Cellular component (GO): centrosome; centriole
Source: RefSeq, a predicted model, not a curated record
UGUUGUUUACGUUGCGAUUUGAAUCUUCAACUAUUUCAUUUUACUAACAAUUUACAGGAAUUUAGUGAUUAUUUCUUAUUUUAAUAUAUUUUUGAUGGAUGAAUUACGAGGACCUACUAUCCAAAUUGUUCUUCAUGUAAAAGAAGGUUUAGGUUUCGGUUUUCUAAGAUCCCCAUUUAUCGUAAGUGGAUCUCUUAAUGGAUAUAUGUUAGAAACCGACCCGACGGUGCCUGCUCAUGCACCAGUAUUCGAUGCAGAACUUGUUUGGGAAGCUGAUAAGAGACGGUUCCGAAGCUUAAGAGUGCAAAAUGUACCUGUUAAAGUGGAGGUGUAUUCAACUGGCUCUCAAGGGAGAAAAGAUAAAGUUGGUUAUUUGUUGUUAAGCCUUCUUGGUGCACAGCCUUGUCCAUCUAACAAGCUAGUUAAUGUGAAACAUUCAUGGCAUAAACUUCUGGGAGUAAAGUCUGAGGGAAAGUGCUGUCACCCGCAACUCUUGAUGAGUCUUACCAUUGAGGACAGAGUCAGUACACCUACACCCCGGAAUGAGCUAAGAAUGUUCCAUAGCAAUGAAGUAGCAUAUCCAUCAGCACAUACUGACAAGGUCACCCCAUCUGCUAAAUCAGUCUUAUUGAGAGUUGAGGAAUACAUAGCAGAGAGUAAGAAAGUGGCAUCAUCUCUGGAUCUUCAACCAAAAUUGGUGUGCGAGGAAGGGCUCAUCCAGAUUGGCGACGGAAAUCAUCUGUUUGUACUUAGUUUGGUGAUUGGAUCUGUGGAAAAUUUAGACCUGUUACUUCCCACUACAUUCAACGAGACUGCCUUUUACUAUGUGACAUACUCUGUGUUUACGCAUAAUAUAAUGACCGACAGGGUUUGUGCGACGUCAUCGGGAAACUCAACCCGUGCAAAUUUCAAUCAACGUACAUCGUUGCGUCUACGGACGACUUUAACUUCAUUGGACAGAUACUUUGCAGAAUGUCCGCAUUUAGUGACCAAAAUAUGUCUCGGAGAAAAGGAUAUUGGUAUCUGUAGUAUGGAUCUUCGUAAGUUGGUUCCCACAGACAAUAUACAACAAUUUCUUUCAAGCUUUAGCAAUAAUGAUAAAGCUCUAACGAUCCAUGAGCGUUGUUUUAUAUUAAGGUGUGAUGACCUCACGAGAAAUGAAUAUAGACGGCCAUAUAUGGAUGUCGAACUUAGUUUGAAGUACCAGGGGGUUAGAAAUGUCCAGAAACCAAUAUUGACAGCCCGCAGUGCGACUCAGCUAAAGGUAAAUGAAAGCGAGAAGGUGCUAGUCGAAAGUGAAGAUAUUCUCUCACUUGGAUAUCGAGUGGGAAGCUGUACCGACUUGCAAGAAGGUGUGGGUGCUGGAUAUAGUUCUAUGGGGCCUUCUAAUACUGGCCGUUACACAAACGCAUCAGGAGAAGCCAUGUUACCAACGAAUGAAAUAGCAGACAUGAUAAAAAAAAUGUGUGAUACGUUUGCGACCAGUCAAGAAAUAUUGAGUAAGAAACCGACUACUUGUGAUAUGCAGGUUCAAUGCGACGUACAAGAUAAUCAGAACAAAGCAGAACAAGAAUUUCACAAGAAUGAUAUCAAAGUAGAAGCAUCUCAAAGUGAGACUUGUAUCUCAAACAAUAAAAUGUCAAGUAAUGUAAAAGAUGCUGUACAUAUGUUAAUACCAGCUAUAGACCGAGAUGCGAUGAUGCAGAAAUUCGUUAACGAGUUGGAGGAUUGGAAAGAAAAACAACAGGAAUUAUAUAAGAUACAAUUAAAACGUAAAGAAGAAUACCAUUUGGAAUUGUUGGCGAAAGAGUGGGCUAAACGUCGAGUAGAACUGGAAACUAAACUCAGCAAGGGAAUUGACCAGUGUCGCCAUCUAGCGGCGGACUUAAGUCGAGCGACUGAGGACUUUGCUUUAAGAGGACAUAGAAAUACGCAGAGGGAGAAGAAGCUGCUAGAGGCAAAAAAAGCUCUAGAGGCCCACUAUACAGCAAAAUACCAAGAGCUAAGAGAAGCUUCACAGAAAAUGGAAGACGACAUGAACCAUCACUUGAAGUUAAAAGAUAUGAAAAUACAGGAAUUACAACACUCUGUACAACAUUUAGAGAAAACCGUAGAAGUAUUAAAGAUCAAUAUGAACAACGUUGAAAAAGAAGCGGAGAGUCGUUGCUCAGGUUUAACAAAAGAUCAAACUGCUAGCCUCAUUCAAGAACUGCGAUGUCUGGAGGAGAAACUAGAGAGUGCGGUACAGUCGAAGGCAUUUUUCAAAGAACAGUGGGGUCGGGCAGUUCGCGAGCUUCAUCUUGUAAAGUUGUCAACUCGAAGACAAAUGCUUACCCAGCUCAGACAUGAACGCCGGCAGCUUGCGGAUGUUAAUCUGGAUCCAAUAAUUGAUGAAGAGGUUCCGGAAGUAAACCAGCAGGAAGAUAUGAAUAGGUUGAAGGAUGAUUUUUAUGUCGAUAUCCUUGCUAAUUCACCCCCCAUCGAAUCUCGGUCACUUUUAAGUACUUCGGACCAAGAUGGCUUAGAAAUAUACGAAGAUGUUAUGAAAAUGUCACGAAAUUCUGCGAAUUCAAAACUUAGUGAACUAAUUUCACAACGAGAACAGCUUAUUCAAGGAGAUGAACCAGAUGAGACUGAAUUAAAACAUCUGAACCACGAAAUACGAAAUAUGCUUAUUAAUUGUGCGACUUAAUUAUAUUUAGGUUAUUUUAGUAUUAAUUCCCUGCGUAGCACAUCUUCCUUCUUCCCAUUUUAAAUUCCUGGUCUCCUAAAACUUUAAUAGACGAUGAAAUAUAAUAUUGGUGUCGUGAAAAUCUAUCAUACUGAUAUGAUACCAAUCAAAAUAUAAAACGUUUAUGCAGUUUUGCACUUUUUAAAAAUAGUAUGUUCUUUACUUUUGACACAUUAUUUUAGUAUUUCUAAUAGAUACAUAUUGUGGGGUCAAAAUUUCACACGCAUUCCGUUGUUUUACUGAAACCUCACGAUAACCUGUAAGACUGAUAUUGAUCGUAAAACAACACAGAGUGAAGUACGAUGGUCCUGAUUAAAGACAUUUAUAAAAACCACAAGUAUUUCGGUAUUUUAUUGACAAAUAUAAUGGUUUUAUUGUGUGACCACGGUAAAUAUAAACUAAAUAUGAGGUGUCGUGUGUUGAAUAACGCACUUUAUUGUAUCCAAAUGAAAUGUGGGAGCGGCGCAAUUAUGCGAAGUCAUUUGCGUAGUUUGACCUUGAAUUGUAUAAAAUGUUAGCAAUGCUGAAAUGUAAUAAAAGGUGUCACAUCUUGAUUUCAUCAUUGCUUAGAAACUGCCCUUUAUGAGCAUGCAUGUCUCUGUUAAAUAUAAUGGUCUUACAACGGAAAGUAAUGCUAUUCAAAAUUAGCCUUAGGGUCUGUUUCACAAUGUAUGGAUAAAGUACCAAAUAGCGAUACAACACUUAAAUUAUUCGGAAGAUAAAAAUUCCGAAGAAAUUUCGCGCUACCUGACACUCGUGAAACGCAACAAUUGUGUUCCUACCAAUAAGUAAUAAAUAGCUUAUUUGGAACUUAUCCGGACAUUGUGAAAGGCCCUUAGUGUUUUAAUUGUGCUAUUUAGGCUUUUAUAUAAAAAGGGAAUCCAUUUUUUCCGAUGUCAGAGGCAUCGUUUGACUAAUGUAACGUAACAAAUCGAUAUAAUUAUAUUAUAUUUUUUGCGUUGGAAAUCCUUUUUUUAUUUAAAGUACCUUAUGUUGCCCCUUUUUGAGGUAGAAGAAAAAUAAUAA